AUGAAAAGAGCUACUUCUGAGCUCUUCUCACCAUACAGAUCGCUUGGUGUAGUUUGUACAGAAGUUACUCCAACAGUCCGAACUACGUUCAUUGGCAAAAAAUCUUCCCUUUCACUGGUUUGCGCAAUCGACAACGUUCUUUUAAACUACAAUGCCUCUAAACUACGGCCCAUCGCCAUGUCCGAGCCUUUGAAGACGAAAAUUACAGCGGUAGCUUCAACGAGCAGGUUUUUCAAAGUUCAGAAAAUCAAUGAUAUAUUCAUUGUAAAUUGAAGAUGUGUCUACGCGGCGUGCGACGAUUCGAUAGCGCUUCUUCCUUUUUGCCGAGAUAUCCAAAAGUAUAUUCCGAUCGAGCAUAAAAUUACGAAAAUGCUUGUCCUCGGAACGCAGUUGGUCAGGAAAGAAAAAUGUUUCUAGCAAAAAUGUCUUUUUAAGGUGGCCUGCGAUGAGAAGAAUGGUAUCCUAGUGAUUGAUGUCGAAACAGAAGAGAAAGUCUUGUAUGUGGAAGGAAGCGAAGAUUUCCAAAUUACGGCUUUGGUUCACCCUUCGACCUACUUGAAUAAGGUAAAAUGAUCGUAGGGACAAUAUUUACUUUAAAGUCAUUUUCAGAUCCUGAUUGGUUCCUCAGACGGCCGGAUGCGGAUUUUCAACUUUCACACUGGCAAAGUCAUUCAUGAAUUUAACAAAAGUGAAAACUUUGAUUUUUCUCUGUACCAUGAGUUAUUCAGAGUGGAAUUCUCGGAUAAAUGUUCUUCAACAGUCAACGGCCAUCGACAUCAUUGCUGUAGGCUUGGCAAAUGGUCAGAUUCUCGUGAUGAAUGUGAAAACCGACGAGGUUUUGUUCAACUUCCGACACGAUUCUGGGAUUUCUGCGAUAGGAUUCAGGUUUUCCUAAUGUUAUUAUUCAAAAACAGUACACCAGCUCCCUUUUUUUCUCGAGUUUUCACCUUUGGUAUUCUUUGCAGAGAUGACGGAGAGGCCAGUAUGGUUUCCGUUGAUGAUAAGGGCUCGAUGGCCGUUUGGAACUUGGAAAAAGAAGAACUGAUCGGAAAAGUUUUGAAUAUCCACAAGGCGGCAGUUCAACUGCUUCAUUUUGUUCCCGGCGAACCGGUCAUGGUUGGUUUUGCCUCUUUUCUUCGUUUUCUUGGAACCUUUUUCUUCAUUUUUAGAAAUAUCCCUCUUCUUGACAUUGAGGAAAGUUGUGAAGUUUUAAAAUCGGAGUCAUUUGACAUACCAAAAGAUUUCAUUUGUUUCAUUUCCCGCUUGCAGAUCACAACAUCGACGGACAAUUCGAUGCGAACUUGGAUUUUUGACGGCGCGGACGGAAUGCCGAGACAAUUGGUCAUUCUGGAGGGACACUCCGAACCAGUCACGUCUUUGACUUUCGCCAGUAAAACUCAGGUUGGCGCUUUUUGAUUUUUUAAAUGGAGCAUAUACAAGGAUGAGGAAAAAAAAGGGAGUUUAUUGAUUCUCAAAACAAAAAAGUACGCAUUUACUCCAAGUUUUUGACUUUUUUUGGGAAAAGCCGUAUUUUAAACCAGUUUUCUACUGAAUAUUACUCUUACAGAUUCUCUCUGCUGGCCUUGACGGAACUGUGAGAAAGUACGACGCCACCAGCGUGACUAUGCGGUCAAAGCUGGGAACCGCUGCGACCAUGUCAAAGUAUCCAUUUUGUCUUAUUUUUUUUUCCUAUCUAAGCCGGUUCUGGUUAAAGCGUUUUUCUGGAAUAUUCAUUUGCACUUUAUUAGGUAUAUGAAAAAGUAGAAAAAAACAAUUUUCUAGAUUAUAUUAGAACGUUCAUUGGGAAAUAUUUUACAUGCACACUUUUUUUAGACAUUUACUUCUCAAUCUUGUUUUUUUACGAAUCAUGUAUUUUCGUUAUUGAAAAAAAAUUUUCAAGAUAUCAUCAGAAUAAAAUUCAAAUGUUUGCUGCUGAAGUUCGUUUGAAAUUUAUUUCAAACUUGCAAUCCCACGAUCCAACUUUCGAAACGGAACGACUUUAUUUGUCAGGGAAAAAUAUUCCAAAUUCAUCGUUUUUUUUUUUCGAAUUUUCAACUUUUCUAGAGCGUAUUAAAGAUAAACCUGUAGGCUCAAUACAUUAAAAAAAAAAUGAAAAUUAGGCAAUUUCGACUUUUCACCUCAAAAAAAUUUUUCCAGAGCCGACGCCAGGAAGAAAAAUGUCGAUUUCGAGAGCGUCAAGUUGGCACCGGUCGUGGAAAUGGCGAUUGGUUGGACUCGGGAGGCGGCCUGGGACAACGUCCUCUGUCGACAUAAGUAAUAAAUCUGCCUUCAAAAAUUCAAUCCAGAAAUAUUCGUUUGCAGAGAUUCCCUUGUAGUCACAACUUGGACAACUCGCAAAGGAUUCUGUCGGCACUUGUAAAGUUUGAAAAAUUCCGUUUUUCUAGCCCUAAAAUCCAAAUUUUCAGCUUCAACACGAGCGUUUCAAAGCGAACGAGGCGUUGAUCGGCACGACGGCGACGUCGAUUUGUCUAUGUCCUUCCGGAAACUUUGCCUACAUCGGAUAUUCCAGUGGUGGGAAUGGAAGUUGAAAUCGAUCCGAAUACAUUGCAUUUUCCAGGCCACAUCGACAAGUUCAACGUUCAGAGUGGUCGACACGUUCACACUUAUACCGAAGAAUCGGGCGGCGCCAAAAAGGCCAAGCACAAAAACUUGAAAAAGAAGCAGAAUGCCCAGAAAAGGGUACGUUUUUUUGGGGAGUUACUUUGGGAAAUCUAGAAAAGAAACGUCUAUUAUUUCAUUCUACCUUUCUAGAGAGUUAGUAAAAGAGACUGAACACAGAGAGGAGCUUUAUUGUCAGUUUCAGACUCAAGUUGAAAAGUUUUGGAGAAAAACUUUUUUUUAAAUGUUGAUUUGAAAGUUUGGCUUUUUCCUUCCAGUAAAAAAAAUUUCUUCGAUGUUCAAUCUGUUGCUUCAAAAUAUUUGACAGUUUAAAAAUAUCAUAAUAAGAGAGAAAAAAACAUAUCGGUAGCCUUGUUUCUAAUUUUCUAAUUUUCUCUCUUACUCUUUUUAUUAUUCAGUAAUCCUUCACGAAGUAAUUUUUUCGAAGUUAUGAAAGAGAUCUUUAUUUUGCACUUGAAUCUAUCAGUUUCCUUCUAAUUAUGUUUUAGCCGCCAACUGUUUUCUUUGUUCUGUUUUGCAAUUUUUCCUAUGAGUCUUUAUCCUCGAAUUUUUUCUUCCAGGUGACGGCCCACGAUGACAGCGUCACCGGCUUGACUUUGGAUCAACGCGGCGCAGAAUUGUGCAGUGCUUCCAGCAGCGGCGUCUUGAAGUGAGGAUAAACUUGAAAUUCUCUUAAAUAUCUCAUUUUUGAAGGUUCUGGACGACAAAAACUGGCGCCUGUUUGGAGCGACUUAAAGACUCCUUCGUUGAAAGUCACCAAAAUGAAGUCUUGUAAUGUCAACAGUCUGAUCGCCGUCUCUUGUGAAGCCAAUGAUGGUAGGUUUUGUAGAAAUUUGGGAUCAAGUUGCAUUUUAUCUUAAAUUGAAAAACAAAGUAACUUUUCCCAAUAAAAUAAGAAUAUUAUAUUUUGAAAUUUUUUCAUUGGAAUAAAUCGAUUUCACUAUAUUUUUUUCAGGAAAAGCUUCAGUAGCGAUCUUGGAUUCACUGACCCACAAAAUUGUCCGCUUUUUCAAACAAGUUGGCCCUGCGAUCCACGCUUUGGAAUUCAGUAGCGAUGGAAAGUGGAUUUUGAUCGCUGACAACGUUAAUUACAUCCGGGUGAGUAGAUUUCUUCAAUUCUAGAACAAAAGUAUAUUUUCCAGGUCUUUGAUCUGGCCACCAGCGAUUUGAUCGACGUUUUGUUAUUUUCGAAGCCUUGCGUCGGGAUCAGCUUCAAUCCCACUGGAGAAUACAUGGCCACGAUUCAUGAAGUUCGUUUUUUUUUUAAGUUUUAGGUUAUUAUAUGAUAUGUGAGAUAUGACGUAAAAGAAGAGACUAGAAAAUUUUUUGAAGGCUUAAGAUCAAUAUUUGCGGAAACACUAAGAAUAACUGCCGAGAUAAACGCGAGACACUGGCGGUACAUUGACGAGCUCGCAAACAUCUCGCUUUUUUUCUCGCGCCGGUCUCGCAUUUUUCUGGGCGCCAGCUCGCACUUUUCUAGGCGCGAGCUCGCAUUUCUCUCGCAAUUUGAAAGUUUCCGAAAUGCAAGAUAAAUGCGAGAUGGCGCCGAGAAAAAAGCGACAUUUUUGCGAGUUAGUCAAUGUACCGCCACCGAGCUCGCGUUUAUCUCGUCAGUUAUUCUUAGUGAAGAUACACAACUAGAGAAUAUUUUCAACCUAAAAUAUUCCAUUAAAUAACGGAAUUUGCUGUGUGAAGUUUUUGAUGAUAUUUUCCAAGUAUUUCUCAAUUUUUUGCAUCCAAUAAUGAGGAAAUUUGAAGAGUCGAGUAGAUAGUUAACUGGGAAAGUUUUUUUAAAGUUUUGAUAAGACUUAGUGAAAUCAGUAGGUUAGAAAGCAAAAAAUCGUUGAUUUAUAGAAGCUUAACUUGUGUUGAAAGCAUAUUUGUCCAAAAAAAAACCAGGGCGAGAAAGCGAUGUUCGUGUGGGCGAACAAGGCGAUGUUCGCGACCCACGUCAACAUCCGAUCGCUGGCCUUGGACUACACUCCGACCUGGGAGCAGGACCUUGGCUCCAGCGUCGACGCCUUCAACAAGGUCUACAUCGACUUCGACGAAGACGAGAUGAUGGAGGAAGAGGCGCGACGGCUUAGAGAACUUCAGGUCUCAGAUUGGGCUGAAUAUGAUCCCAGAAAUUUAGAAGAAAACCUUUUUUGAACGUCUAUCUUAAUGGAACAUUUCUUUUUAUUUUUGAAUGUUUCAACAAUUUCUGAAAAAAUCUAGUGUCCAUGAAAGUCCGGAGAACAGCAAUAAUAGGAAAAAAACAUCGGUGAGAAAAAAAAAGUAAUAAAUCAAGGUUUUGGAGCCGUUUAGAGUCUUUAAAAAAACAUUAUCAUGUUCUCAAUUGCAUUAGUUCAUAAAUAAAAAUGAUUUUUUUCUGUUUAAUCAGAAAAAACUUUGAAAAAAGAAAUGAACUUGUGAAAGUAGGUCUGAAAUAAAUGAAGAUAAGGACAAAAAAAGAAAAUUGAGAAAUUGAAAUAGAAUGUAAAUAAGAAGAAAAAAAGAAAUUGUCAUAUUUUUUUUCCAGAUUGAUCCAUCUCUGGUCACUUACUCCGGUCUGGCGAUAUCGCGUUGGGCCAACCUUCCUGAUCUCAGUCUGAUAAAGGAAAGGAACAAGCCGACCGAAGCGCCCAGAAAAGCUAAACAGGUGCAGUUCGAACGGGAAAAAUACUCUGAAGAUUCUAAAAGGAAUUUCGAAAGUUACUAAAUAUUGAUCUCCUUCUUCAGCACCUCUUUCCAACUCAUUUAGCAAAAUAACUUUUCUGGAAAUUAAUUGAGCCGUAAAUCGACUUGCGGCGUCGCAAUUAGGACCGUAAAAUCGCCUAGCCGAAACGUCACAGGAAAACUAGAGAUUGCAAGGUGCAGAGAAAUCGAAAUAUGGCUUGACAAUUUUUUUCCAGAAAACUUUAAAAUUUAAGAGAGUUAUCAUGUUUUUUGAGAGUAAUUAAUUUAAGACUCCCUUCUUCCUGACGGCAGCUGCGACCUUGGAAGGAUUCGAAUUUUUCGGUCCGGAAAAAGAAAACGAAAACGAGGAUCGACUCAAGUUGCAAGCCAAACGAAGCCUGUUGGAGAUGGAGAGCUCGUUCUCAGCAAUUUUGAAAAAGUUCUCCCUAUUCUUUCUAAAAAAAAAGUUCAAAAUUGAUUUGAAGAGCGACGUUGAUUGAGCACUUGAUUGAAGCUUUCGAAAAGCUGAAGACAAAGUCGGUCUCGGCGAUCGAUUUUGAGAUUCGCAACUUGUCGCCACGAGUUCUACCUCUGUUUUUGAGGAUGCUUCUGGAGGUGAUUUGAGAAAAUCAAGAUUUGAUAGUGUUUCGACUUUGAAGGGUUGAGGAUAUCCUUGAAUUUGAAAGUUCCCGUUUUAACUGUAAAUGAGGGUAAAAAUACUCCAUUUUUUGUGGGAACUUUUUAAUAAUGCAAGUUUUGGGGUAACGAAAAACAAACAGUCCUUCGCGCAAGGCUCUUCAAAACUUGUAAGAAAUAGUGUUCAUAAAUUAUAAUGAUAUUCCUUCUGAUCAAUUUCAUGACAUUUUUCAGGUUCUCAAAACGAGAAGAGAUUUUGAACUCGUUCAGGCUUACCUGGCAACUGCUUUGAAGAUCCAUCGGUGAGUUCCGUGGAAAAAAAAAGUGUUUUUUAGUUUCUAAUUUUUGGCCAGUUUCUAAUAGGCCAACUUUAUGAGAAUAGAAAAAUUAUGACUCCGAAAGUUAUAAGUUAUUUUUUCGAUUUUUUUGUUCCAAUUUUUUCACUCUUCAACCGUCAAGAAAGUUUUGAAUCCUCUCUCAUUUCACCGAAAUAUAUGUUUGAUGAAAGUUUUAUGCCUUUUUCUGCUGUUUGCUUAUCACGUAUCGAAACGAUUCGUCGCGUUUUCUCAGGCGUGAUUUGAUGAUUUCGGACAUAUCUUGGGGAAAUGUGUGAGAAACUUCUUGUUUGCCUGAAGAGAAUUCGGAAAGAGAAGUAGGAAAAUAAAAUUGUUUCGACUUUGACUCGAAGUCAAGACCAAAGUGGAAGUUCCUUGAAAAAGCGUUUUAAAUUGAAAUGAAUUUUAGCUUUGAUUUUUUCUGAACGUAUGACGCGUUUUAUGUUGAGUUUUUAAUUCAAAAAAUGCCCUUUUUCCUAUAAUUUAAAACAGGAAGUCAACAUGAUAUUCAUAAAAAUUAGGUAGUCCACUUUUAAACGUUUCUUUUCCGGUUUAAUAAUUGAAUAUAGAGCGCGACUCUUUUUUGUAUAUUUUUCGAGCUAAUUUUAUCUUUUUUUUUUCUGAAAUAGAUGAUCAACUAGCUCAAACAAAAAAAAACCAAACGUUUGAAGUAAAAAGAUGCUUUCACGUGAUUAGUUCACUUCAACAAAACAGUUCUCGGGUUAAAAUAAAUGCAGUCUUUGAGGUGAUUUUUGAGUGUUUCUCCAUUUUUGAACAACCUUCCACCAAAAUCGUUGCAUACACUUUAUUCUGAAAAGGAAUUUCAAAUUCUCCUGCAGCCGAGAGUUCUGGGCCAACGAUUCAAACGAGGAGAUGAGCUCGGCACUCGAGGAAUUGGCGGCAGAACAAACGGCGGCUUGGCGUGAAUAUGAAUCACUGUUGCUGCAUGACACGGCCGUCGUCCUGUGGGUCAAAAACGCCCUUCUAUAG
Molecule: messenger RNA, 7259 nt
Organism: Caenorhabditis auriculariae
Lineage: Eukaryota; Metazoa; Nematoda; Chromadorea; Rhabditida; Rhabditidae
Source: the annotation of a GenBank genome assembly